Molecule: messenger RNA, 3066 nt
Organism: Pieris brassicae (large cabbage white)
Lineage: Eukaryota; Metazoa; Arthropoda; Insecta; Lepidoptera; Pieridae
Product: transmembrane protein 104 homolog
Exons: 5
Coding region: 346-1941 (531 amino acids)
Source: RefSeq, a predicted model, not a curated record
CUUAGCCCUUAGAGCGAAAUAGUAAUAAUAUGGCUGAGAAAUAUCGCAGGGUUUUCGAUUGAAAUACGGUUGGGAUACUAGACAUUCAUCUGACAUACAAAUAAUAUUUGGCGAUAUAUCCCGGCCGUACUAAAAAUAUUGCCGACUAUUGCAUAGUGUAGCCGCAAAUUGCAAAUACCCGCUGAUGCUACCAGCCACACCCUUGGCUACGUUAUACGUUUUGGUAAAAAAAUGGACCGACUAGGAGCCCCUUAAAAGACUCAAAUAUAUUAAGUAAAGCAGCUAUAAUAAUAACACGUUUUAGGUACCUAGUGGCUAACGUGGGUUUUAAGAAGAAAUUUAAUAAUGGCUGUUGCUGAGGGAGACGAUCAAUACUCUGUUUGGGUGGGGUUAAUUUACAUAUUUAACUUAAUAGUUGGCACCGGGGCUCUGACUCUUCCAGCUGCAUUUGCCAGAGCUGGAUGGGGGCUAAGCACAAUAUUUCUUGUAUUCCUGGCAUUUAUGAGUUUUAUGAAUGCAACAUUUAUCAUAGAAAGUAUGGCUUGUGCCAAUGCUGUAUUUAAAUGGAAAAGAUUGCAAUAUUUAAAGAGGAAUAGUAUGCAAGAUAAAAAAAACUCGGAACAAACUACCUCAAAACCUCCUGGGUAUGGAGAGCUCAAAGAACAAACUACCUCAAAACCUCCUGGGUAUGGUGAGCUCAAAGAACAAACUACCUCAAAACCUCCUGGGUAUGGAGAGCUCGAAGAACAAACUACCUCAAAACCUCAUGGGUAUGGAGAGCUUGAAUAUCCCAUUCUUUGUGGAGACUCUACACCUUCAAGUUAUUACAGUCUUGAUAAGAGAAUUGAGCUAGUAGAAAUGGCAAAUCUCUUCUUAAAUAAAACUGGACAGACAAUGCUCUAUUGCAUACUAUGUGUUUAUCUGUAUGGGGAUUUGACAAUAUAUUCUGCUGCUGCUUCCAAGUCUUUGAUGGAUGCUGUGUGUUCGAAAGUUCCAUCAAAUAUGAUAAAUAUAACAGAUUGGGAUGAUAUACCCUGCUUUCAUGCCUCUGAAGGGACCUUCACUCGUAUUGAUUGUUACCGAAUGGCUCUAUUGACAUUCUUCGCAGCAAUGGGUCCAUUUGUAUUCUUCAAUGUACAGAAAACAAAAUACCUACAGCUGUUUACUUCGGGCAUGCGGUGGCUUGCAUUCGUCAUAAUGAUAUCAAUGGCGAUACAUCUUCUAAUCAAAUACGGACCUCAAGGGAAGCCGCCAGCCUUCGAUAUCACGGGCAUGCCCACUUUGUUCGGGGCCUGCGUAUAUUCAUUCAUGUGCCACCAUUCCCUCCCCGGCCUAAUCAGCCCUAUCCGAGGCAAAAGUAACCUCGGGCUCCACCUCUCGCUUGAUUACAUGCUCAUAAGCAUCUUCUAUCUCCUUCUGGCGUUCACGGGCGCGUUCGCGUUCGCAAACCUCAACGAUCUGUACACAUUAAACUUCGUGCCCACAGAUAAUGAGAAUGUUUUUCUAGAAAUUGUCGAAUACUUUCUCGCUCUAUUUCCUGUGUUCACUCUCUCUACAAGUUUUCCGAUUAUAGCUAUUACAUUGAGGAACAAUUUGCAAAGUUUGUUUUUGGAUACGAGUCGUUUGGAGUCGUAUAAUUUUGUUGUACGGAAGCUGAUAUUUCCAAUUGUAGCUGUCGUUCCUCCGCUAUUAGUCACAUAUUACUUCCCGGAGGAUAUAAGCGGUCUUAUUGAGUUAUCAGGGCCCUAUGCUGGUAUAUGGAUACAGUAUUUGAUACCUACGUUUCUUGUGCGGUCCGCUCGACGACAUUGCGCUAACUUGUUAGGUUUAGGUGUGGUUAAUAAAUAUAAAAGUCCAUUUUCAAAUAUAUCGUGGACUGUGUUCGUCCUACUUUGGUCAUUUAUAUGCUUAAUACUCCUAGUUUUAAACAGAACCGAGUAACCUAAAGAUCGUAAAAUUACAUAUUUUAAACCUUAAAUAGGUUAAACAGCCGUACCUACUCACAUUUAACUAUUAAAUUAUCUCCUAUAGUAGCACUUAUAUAAUAAUAAAUUUAAUGUCGGUAAGGUUUUUUGUAUGGAUAACCCGUUUCUGGAACUGAUUCAAAUUUUUACUAAAUAUCUAAAGUAACUGUAAAUUUCAGUUAACGACUCUGGGCACGACUGAAAACAUUUCGCAACUGAUUCUGGCUAAGUACGUAAUCGUAUAGAGACGUUACUAAUAUUUGCCUAUUAAUUGAGUGCUUGUAACCAAAGUCAUUUAAUUGAAAUUUAUAAAAAACAAAUAAUUUCGUACAAAAAUGUGUUCAUUGUUGAUUUAUGCAUGUUUAAUGCACAAGAAGUUUGGAUAUUUUCGUCUUUAUCGCUUAUUAACUGACAUAUGCUGACGCAAAGUCCGCUCCGCAUCGCAGAAGAACGAAGAAGCUACCUUUUUUCCUGUAGUUAUUGUUAUAAGAGCGGUGGCCUAGCUUGCGAAGCCUUAAGGUAGAUCUCGGCUUUGCACCAACGGAUUCUCCUAUGCAAUUAACAAUUACUCGGAAUGCAAUCAUCGCAAGGAAGCACAUCUUCAAAGUCAGGCUGUUCAUCUUGUCUUUAAAGGAACAUGAUUAAAGCAAAGCCAACGGCAUCGUUGUUGCGGCACUAAAUUAUUUAGAUAUUUAAAUAUUAUUGUAUCGAUGAGACAUUUAUUGUUUAAAAUGUCAAUAGUUUACUAAGAGUAGGAUGAGAUUUGAGGGUAAGAUUCAGAUACCAGAUUUAGCGUAGUGUGUAUGAGAUGUCUCUAAUCUCGUUUCAGAAUUUUCAUCCUGAAAGUCAGAGCAGUACAAUAAUUUUAAAAUAAUUAGAAAUAAAAUUAGAAUUACGUAUUUAUGACCGUUUAUUCUUGAUGUGAUUCUUAAUAUUUAUGACAAUAAUAAAAUUACUAAUCGCUAUAACAUAGUUUAAAUAUAUAAGAUUAAAUGUGUAUAGAUUCCUAGUCAAGUAAAAUCUUUAUUGCAUCUAGUUUUAAUAAUUUAGAACAAAUAAAGAAUUGUGUUAGAAAUGGUGUUGGUACAAUAAUGACUUUCUG